AUGAUACAAUUUAAUAAAACACGAAUAAAAGCAGCAGAGAAGGAAUUACUCGUUGAACAAGCAAAAAUACAAGCUGAACAAGCAAAAAUACAAGCUGCACAUGCAAUCGAAAGCGCAGCAGAAAAGGAAUUACUUGUUCUAGAAGCAAAAAGAGUCUUAGUGCAUGACAAACGAGCAAGAGACAACGAAGAGUACAAUGAUACAAAACGAAUAAAAACAAAACACGAAGGAAGUCCUUGUUCAUCUACUUCUCAAUGUAGUUCAUCAAUGAGCCAUCGUAAUUUUUACAAGUCGUUUGUAAAAGAUGGUAUUAAGUCAUUCAAUAUUGAAGAUGUAAUAAAUAAUUAUGAUGGUGUUAAUGAAGAAAUGAUAGAAUUUAUUAAAUCUGAUUUGAGUAAAUGCGAAUCAAAUAAUAUAUACGAACGUGGCGUUCAAAACAUAUUUAAUGAUUUAAUGCCUAAAUUUUUGUCUCAAUUUAUUAAUUCAACAUCGUUGAAAUAUUUAAAGACAUCUGACAUACGAUGUUUGCGUGGUUAUAAACCUGAUUGUGCUUUUACAUUCAAAAAUGUUAAUAUUAAUCUGGAAAAACAACAUGAAGUUUUAGAAGAUUUUAUCAUUUGCCUUGGUGAAUUCCAAAAACCAACAUCGCUUAUUCAUAAUACAUCCAAAGCUGACAAUUUGUUUCGUUAUAUGAAUGCUACAUUAGACGCACAACAACGUGAAAAAAUUUAUGGUUUUAUAACAAAUAUUAACACAAUACAAUUUUUUUAUGCUGAAAAGAAAAAUAAUCAAGAUACUGUUUAUUAUGAAAGUCAAAUCUUAGUGUUAUGUAACUUACCUGAAAUAUCAGAAUCAUCAUCAAUAACAGGAUCAUCUGUUAGAGAAAAACAAACAAUUGAAGAAUUUAAUUUUAAUGAUGAAACAGUUAAAUUAUUUAUAAAAUUUUUCAUAAUGGAUCCGAAUUUUUAUCAAUAUACAAAAUUAAAUAUUAAUCCUAAUGAUUAUUUACAUGGUGAUAUAUAUUAUAUAACAAUGAAAUUAGGAUUUGGUGCAACUUCAAUCGUUUAUUUAUUACAAAAUAUUAAAAAUAAUAAAGAUGCAGUAUUAAAAAUUUCUAAACAUGAUGAUUAUUCUGUUUAUUUUCAAAAUGAAGUUCAAAUAUUAAAAAAAUUAAAAAAAUUCAAUAUUUUAAAUAAAUUUGAUUUAUUUUUUGAAAAUAUUAUUGAUUCAUCAUCUUCAGGUAAAUUUAUUAUGUUUGAACAGCGUUUAUAUAAAUUGACAGAAUUCACAUUACAUCAAUCAAAACAACUUAUUGAUGUUAUUGAAUAUUUAUAUAAAUGUAAUAUAAUACAUCGUGAUAUACGUCCAACAAACAUAAUGGUGGAUCUUUUUGGAAAGCAUAUAAAAUUAAUUGAUUUUGGUUUUGCAAAAGAAUUUGAAACAAAUGAAAUAGAAAAAAACUUACUUAUUGAAGGAACAAUUUCCUAUGGUCAUUUGAAAUUUCUGUAUUCUUUUUUUGAAGAAGAACAAGAUGAUUCAUUAACUGUUACACAUUAUAAAUAUGAACGAACAUUUGAUCUUUAUUGUGCAAUAAAUGUCAUUAUUUGUAUGACGCAUGGAGAAUUUGAUAAAAAAUUGCGUUCAGCUAAACGUGAAUCAACUGAUCAACAUGGAGUAUCAAAGGUAUAUAAUUUGUGGUUGAAAUUAAAAGAAAAUAAUGAAAAUUAUUCAGAAUUAUUAAAAUUAAUCGACAAUUCAAAUGGAUCACCAUAUUUUAAUAUUAUUAAAGAUAAUUUAGAAAAACUUGAAGAACUUAAAUAUUAA
Messenger RNA from Rotaria sp. Silwood1, 1824 nucleotides. NCBI's taxonomy places the organism in Eukaryota, Metazoa, Rotifera, Eurotatoria, Philodinida, Philodinidae. The record is from the annotation of a GenBank genome assembly.